This is a messenger RNA of Tuber aestivum (summer truffle), 1623 nucleotides long. Lineage: Eukaryota; Fungi; Ascomycota; Pezizomycetes; Pezizales; Tuberaceae. The record is from the annotation of a GenBank genome assembly.
CCCUAUCGAAUUCAAUCUUCACAUUCGCUUGUCGUUCUUUUGUCCUUUCCCACCGGCGCUUCCUUUCUGGUUUUGAGGCUUGAAGCCCAUAUUAAUCUUGCGACAAGUUCCAAGAUUUCAUUCCCAAUAACCGCGAAACAACUACACUCUUUCACUUCUCGCUGAACGGUUCAUUCCUUUCUUCCGGACUAAUAUUGAGAAAUGAAGUCAUCGUUUAUCUUGUCUACUCUUGGUGCCGCUGGUGCUUUGGCCCAUGGAUUGGUUUCUCAGUUGUUGAUUGACGGAACCCUGUACGACAACUUUAACCCAAAUCUCGAUCCCUAUCAGAACCCCAAGCCUAAGAGGAUUGGAUGGACUACUCCUGGUGAUGGUCCUGUUGAUGUACGUUCCAAUUUUAUUCGCAGCUAGAAUUGGUGAUAUUGACAUCUAUCUUACAGGGUGUCACCACUGCCGCAAUCGCUUGCAGCACCGGGUCUACAGCUGGAGCUUUGGUCGCCCCUGCUGCCGCCGGAUCCUCUGUCAAGUUUUUCUGGAACACAUGGCCCGAGUCUCACCGCGGCCCUACCAUGACCUAUCUCGCCAAGUGCCCCGGCACCGACUGCACCACCGCGGACCCCACCACUCUCGAUUGGUUCAAGAUCGAUCAUGCAGGUCUUAACCCUGAUGGAACCUGGGCCUCAGACACCAUGAUCGCCGACAACAAAACCUGGACUGUUACUAUCCCCAGCGAUAUUGCUUCAGGUCCUUACCUGCUCCGCCAUGAGCUGCUCGCUCUCCAUUCGGCCAGCAAUCCCAACGGCGCCCAAUUCUACCCCAUGUGUGCUAACCUUCAAAUCACCGGGACUGGAAGCGCCGUGCCAGGAGACACAGUCAAGUUCCCCGGUGCUUACUCUGCUACCGACCCCGGAGUUCUCCUCAACAUCUACUACCCGCCCGUCACCAGCUACACUAUUCCUGGCCCUGCUCCCUAUGUUCCGGGUGGCGCUUCAGCUCCAGUUAAUCCUUCUAAGGCUGCCUCUCCCGCUCCUACAAAAGCCCCCACUGGCACCGGAUCCGGCAUCCCAACCCUCGCACCUUCCGCCGUCCCUCCAUAUGGCAACACCACCCGUUCCCAGAGCAAACCCUCAUAUACAACCCCGAUUGCUGACGCCCCCCCGAAGGAGGUCUCUCCACUCGAUAAUGCCCCGCCUGCACCCACUGAAGUCGCUGCCGUCCCCACUGCUGUUGCGCCGGUUGUCAACACCAUCUAUGAGACCGUUGCAAUCACUCAAGUCCUUACUAUGACCGUCUCCGCUGUUGAGACUAUCACCAUCACUCAGCCCCACCCCAAGGGUCCGGAUGUCCCUGAGUGUACACCAGCUGGCAGAUAUAAGCGCGGUAUUUACGGGUACGGAAUACGGAAUCUAGAGGAAUGAUGUAUCUGCCGAUUGUUGGUCCAGUGUGGUGUUUCUUGUCUAUAGUUUUUAUUUCAUCUUGUAUAUAUCACAGAUGGCCACUGGUUGGGUCAUAACUCUUAAGAGUAUAGCCAAUGAAGCAUGUAUAUCGUGACAGCUUUCCCGGCUUCCUUUUUACUUCUACUAUUCUGGCUUUACUGCCUAAUUCUUUAAUAUAUCAUUGGUCUAG